Anthostomella pinea is the source of this 687-nucleotide messenger RNA. The record is from the annotation of a GenBank genome assembly. Lineage: Eukaryota; Fungi; Ascomycota; Sordariomycetes; Xylariales; Xylariaceae.
AUGGCCAGCUGCUCUGAUGGGUUGAAGAUUUGCGUCGCUAGUCCUUGGACUGAGUUCGAGGACGAGUUCAGCGAGGGCCCAAUGCUUCAAAUGCAUUCACUGACUUGGGAAGACAUGGAAGCUUUUGUUACCCGCAAGUUCCAGGGGAACAAGGGUUUCGAUGAACAGAAGCACCUCUACUCUCAAGCCGCCAGCCAAUUACUGGCAGACAUAACCCAGAAAGCCAACGGUGUCUUUUUGUGGGUCUCGGUGGUUGUUCAGCAUCUAUUGGGCUUGUUCACCGAGGGCCUGUCGAUAUAUAAAGCACAAGAAGCCCUGCAAAAUCUCCCAUUAGAUCUCUCAUCACUCUACGACGCGAUUUGGAACAGAAUCAGUCCAGAGAACAUGAGCGACGCGUUGUUCAUGAUGCAAGUGGUGGCAGCUGCUGAGGGACCCUUGCCAUGGCUUAUCAUGUGGAUCGCUGAAGAAGCUAGGCAUGGCACUGUCCAACCGAGAGCACUGUCCAAGAAGGAGGGCUGGAGGGACUUUGCAUGGCUGUCGUUGAAGAGGAAAAUAGCCAUACGAACGAGAAACAUACUAGAACUUACGACAGGCAAGGAUGGAUUUGUGGAUUUUACACACCGGACUGCCAGGGACUGGGCAAUGCAGCCGGAGGUGUGGCACCGCAUACGCUCGUCAUACGAAUAG